Dromaius novaehollandiae (emu) is the source of this 3654-nucleotide messenger RNA. RefSeq names its product HEPACAM family member 2-like. The record is from RefSeq and is a predicted model, not a curated record. Bases 390 to 1199 code for a protein of 269 amino acids. The transcript has 7 exons. NCBI's taxonomy places the organism in Eukaryota, Metazoa, Chordata, Aves, Casuariiformes, Dromaiidae.
CUGCCCUCCCCGGGCUUGCAGGCAAGCCCAACGGCGGGCAGGGCCCGGCCAGCCAGGCCGCGGCCACCCCCGAGGCAGCCGCGCUCCCCGCCGGCUCCCGGCCAGGGCGGCGGCCGCAGGCUCCGGGCCCCGCCGCCCCCGCCCCCGCCGCUGGCGGACGGCGCCUACUCGCCGCUCCGCCCCCAGGCGGGCCCCGACCCUCCCGGCGCGGCUGUGCGCGGUGCGGGGCAGAGGGGCGCAGGGCCCGCUCUGGUCCAGUCCGGUCCGGUCCGGUCCGGUCCAGUCCAGUCCGGUCCGGCCCAGCGCGGGAGCGGCGCGCGCUGCGCCGGGCGGGGAGGGGGAGCGGGGCGCUGUGCCCGGCGCCGGCCGCGCCGUCCCGCCGGAGCGAGAUGUGCGCGUGCUGCCUGCUGCUGCUGCUGCUGCUGCUGCUGGCCUGGGGACCCGGCGCGGCCGGAGCGCCGAGCGCCAUCAUAGCGCAAACCCUUGCUCCUUGCUACUCUGCUGACCUACAGCCAGCGUCAGGCAGACUCAUCUCGGCGGUCAGCUGCACCGUGCUUCUGGCAGUCCCGCCGCUGAACGCCAGCGCCGUUGUGUUCUGGGAGUAUAAAAACGGCCCUCACGAAGAAAUCAUCCUCAAGUAUUAUCUCAAUAAGCCUGUAAAUACUGCUGCUUCCUACAAGAACCGUACAAAGUUCAACGAAACGGAUUUCUCCCUGCAAAUGGUGCUGCAGCGAGGGGACAGCGGAACCUACCGCUUCAGAACGGAGUCACAGGAAACGGACUGGUUCCAACUGGAAGUUAUUGAACCACUGCCUGCGCCAGAAAUCGUGGGCAACUCCUCUGUGAAAGCAGGAGGCAGCAUUAAACUGGUCUGCAACAUCCCGGAGGGGAAGGCAGACUCCUACUGGUGGAAGAAGAAUGGGGAGCUGCUGCUUGGGAGUGACCAUUUCCAGUUUGUUCGAAACAACACGUUGCACAUCAUUGAAGCGACAAUGAACGACAGCGGCUACUAUGCUUGUGUGGUCCGCAACAAAGUGAGCCAGAAUGAAACCUCCUUCCUGCUUCGUGUUCAGAACGCUGCAAAUAUGGUCUUACCUGUGAUGAUGGCAUGCGUUAUCGUUGGCUCUCUAAUAGGUGUUCUCGUCUGGUGUAGGAGGAGGGGCCGCUUUCGUCACUGUGUCCGUAGGUGGAGGGCCUGAGUGACUGCACCUUGCUCCCUUCCUCUCACGUAGGUGAUGGAUGCUAACCAGGGAGCACUGGCCACCUGCCAUCAUGCACAGCAGUCUGAUGCUGUCCCAGUCUCUUCCAGGCUCGCUUAUUAAUUGUUCAAGCUGCUAAAACCCACAGAUCCUUGCAGGACUUGUUUUACGAACAACACUGGCUUGGACUCCAUCUUCAUUGUCCUGUCCUUCCCAAGGCUCCUUGCACAUCUUUGGGGGAGAGGUAGGCAUGGCCUUCUCUGGAACACUGUCUGCUGCUUUUCUCCAGGCCUCGUUACCUUUCCUGGCUUUCUCCAAAGGCUGUGGGGGCACUUGGAGAGGGGCUGAUGGUUGUGGAUAGAGCUACCUGGCUGGGCAAACACAUGGCUCUGGAGGUUGCUGGAGAGUGACCGCAGGUGUUCUGCUACUCCUUGAUGGGAGACUCAAUGAGACUUGAAAUCCCUCACUGUGGCCUCAAUACCUCCUGGUGUGCUGCUGUUUUGGGGCACUUGGGGACUUGCUGGUGUGUCUUGGGGCUGAGAUCGUGGGGCUUCUUUUGUGUUUGGCCCUUGGAGGGAGGAGAAAAGGCAGGUUUUUGCUGUCACAUGCAUUAGGGAGUUCCAGGAGAUGAGUGGAGCCAGUUGAAGUCCACAAAGGAUGGAGGAGUGGCAUGUUAAUGGAUAUGACCUACAAUGUAGUUUUGUUUUGAAAAACAAACCCCGAAGAAAUUCUGACAACCAGCUGCUUUAGAGCAGCAGUGCAGCCUGACAUGUGCAUGCGAGACACAGGUAUGCUCCUAAGCCUGUCUCCCCUGUUCCCCCAGCCUUGGACUCAGGAAGGAUCUGAGGAUGUGCCCUCAUCUUCUGAGGGUUAGCACGUGGGUUGUACUUGUGACAGUGCAGACUUGUUCCUCCCUUUUGCCACUCCUGCGGGAGAUGAUGGUUGUGAUCUGAUUUGAUAUGGCCAGGGGCAACCCUUCUUUCCAGUCCCAAACUCCUGUCCAUGUCCCUUCCCCAUGCGCCUUCUGUGGAGCUCUUCUGGGCUCUGCUUAUAAAAAUGAUUGUUAUAACUGAAAUUACUUAGUUGGGGGCAUGGCCUUUCUCUCUCAGCACUGACAUCUUCACCCUGGAGAAAACUGGAUGCUUUCCUGGGAGCACUAGGUCUUGCUAAGUGCCUUUCUGAGUGUCAAGCUGGGCAGUUUGCACCCAUCUCUCAUUCUGACAGGGAGCCCCAGCAAGGCCAGCACCCUCUCUGAGCUGCUCCCCAGGCCCUUGGUGGAGUCAGCCAUUCUGAGUACUCUAGUCUAGCUACCGGACGAUCACUUCUCUCCUAGAGUGGGGCAGCUGAUGGCUUGAGGACCUCUUUCCUGUUGGCCUGCAGGCAGAAGGGGAACAGGUUUCUCCAAGUGGCUUCCAGGCUCUGCCCUGGGGUUGCUGGACCAGCCUGAUGCUCCUGUGUGCAGUUUCUCUAGCUCCUUCAGAGAUACAGUUCAGCUCUACAUAGCCAGAGGAAGAGAAAUCCCCAGCAGAGAAAUACCUCAGUAUGGUUCCUAGCAGAGAAAGAGUUGUCCUGGCCUCGUCGCAUUUACUUGCUGCAAGAGAGGAGACAGGAGAGUUGAGCUGUGCUUUCUUUGGUGUUUUGUUCAUGUAGGUGGUUUUUGUCUCCUGGUUGUUGUGAUUGGAUUUUGAAAGCAAUUUCUGAAUAUUUAGCAUUGUCCAAAGAAAACACUAAAGCAGUCAGCAAAUGGAGAGAGAUGAGGGUUGAUUUUACUGUAGUUUGUGUUUUGCCUGUAGACCAUAACUCACUUCUACAGAAAAGGGCAUUCCCAGCGACCUGGGAGCUCCGAGUUUCACACUCUGUUCCGAAUUCUGCCUUCUCUUUGGAGAAGAGUUGACCUGUUGGCUAUUUCUAGGAAAAUCCUUUGAAAUGUAAGUUAAAGCUGACAUGCACAAAAGCAAAAUUUCUGUGAAGCUGGUUUGAAAAAAAAAAAAGUUGGAAAUUAUUUGGUUGUUUGUUUGUUGCUGAAGAGUUCUGGUCACAUUUGUGCUUUUUACUCUGCGGGAGAAUAAACUAACUCAUGACUUGACUUUUUUGGGCUCUACCUACUUUGUCACUGUGCCAGUGCACUAGCCUGAAAAAGGAUGUAGCUGAGUCCUGUGCACAUCAGCCCCAGGGAAAUAUUAAAUAUAUGAAAGGGGCUGGCAACAAAGGGCCAUCUCUCAGCCUGGAAUUAUGUUACAAUUAAAUUAUUAAAGGAAGCGAAGCAGGUUGCAAGGAUUAAACCAAAUUUGGUUUUAAGCUGUAAUACGGAUUGUUCCCUGUUUUACUUGCAAACAAAUACAGCCAAAUGUUUGACAAAAUAUAUUUUUUUAACUUUUCUGAAAGUUGUCUGUAAAUCGUUUUGGAGAGGUUGUUUUUUAAUGGUCUUUUACUGCUAAUAAAAGUACAUACGUUA